AUGAAGCCGAUGUUCAGUGAUUUGCUGGAUCGCGCCGACCGCCUCUCGGCCACGAAUUCGUUCACCAGCCGCUUCUUCAGCGCCACCAAGUCGGCAGACGCCUCAUCGGGCCAACCCGCUUACAACGUCGACCACCAGAUGGGCGUCAACUUGACCGAGAUCUUCCGCGCCAGCGAGAAUUUGGUGAAGCGGCGGACGGACGAGCCCUCGGAUAAGGAUCUCGCUCAAUUGCUGAAAGAUGCCGUGAAAGAAUCGGACAGCGAGGACAUCACCGUCGACAUGUGGGCACAAUUCACGUCGAUGGCAGGCAAGCGCUGCAACAACGACAUCGACGCCGUCGAAACGUCCGUCGAGCUCGUGCAACGGGCCACCGAUUAUUUGCACAAAAGUUUCAUCGACCACAUGCAGCGCUGCGUCCAAAACAACCUGGAGGCGGCCCGCCGAGGAGGAAUACCCGGAACGCGCACCCUUGUAGCCGGUUAUAUCAACGCGUGCUCCGACAUUGCGAGCGAGAUCGAGGACGGCUGCCUGGGCGACGGAUGCCCCGCCUGGCAGGUCAUCUACACGUGUAUGCGCUGCGGCGAACUGUCGGCUGCCUCCGAUGCGUUGAAUCUUGUCGCCGUCAACCAACGCACCAACAUGCUCUACAAGUGCCUCGUCUAUUUGAAAGAUAACUCGAGGCUGACAGAGGAGCUGAAGGAGAAAUUGAAGGUCGAAUGGCGUCACGAGCAGCACUCCAUCCGGGAUCUCUACAGGAAGGGCCUAUACAGCGCGCUGCUCGGCGUCGAAUCCCCGAUCGCCGACACGAUGGAGAAUUGGCUGUGGUUCAAGCUGAUCCCGCUGCGACUCGACCCCCACAUCACCCGGGCCCUCUACGUGGACCUGCAGAAGACCAUUUCCAUCGAUUACGGCGUGAGCUACUUCAUGGCCAACGGUUUUCGCGACGCGCACAUCUAUUUCCUGGCCCUGACGCUCAGCGGCCAAUUCGAGCGCGCCGUCGAUUUGCUGGUUGAGACCGGCCACGUGAGCGAUGCGGUGCACAUGGCCAUCUUGGCCUACGAGAACGGCUUGCUGAAGUUGACCGACCCGGCCGUCGAGAUGCAGAACAUCAAGCUACUCAACACCAAUCCGGACGGAAAAUCGGUGGCGGCUACGGUGUCGCUGGCCCGUCUGCUCGUCAGCUAUACCAAAGGAUUUGAGAUGGAAGACGUGGAGACGACGCUCGAUUAUUUCUACGUGCUCAAGGGUCAGAAAACCGCCCAAGGACGCGACAUUUUCGAGUCGGCCGUCUCGCGUGUGCUCUAUUUGACUGGAAACGUGAAGGCUGUGAUUGGCGAAUCGCAGGGACAAAAACGAUCCAAGGCUCUGAUUGACAACUAUGACGUCGAUGUGCGCGCGAUUAUCACCCGCGUAGCCGAAGACACCGAAUUGUCCGGAAAUCCUGAUCAGGCCGUCGAGCUGCUGCGCAUCUGCGGGCAAGAUGAUCGGGCGAUCGAGGUGAUGGCGCGGCGUCUCUCCGAGCUGAUCACGCAGAACGACGAGAGCCAUCGAAUUCCCGUCCUCCGGGCUGCCGAGGAUUUGGCGAAGCAUUCGAUCAACGCCUCGUCGAAGGCGCUGAGCACCCUCACCAUGCUGCUCGACAUCCACGGACUGCUCGACCGGUGUCGCCACAAACUUUACGAUGAAGUGAUGCUGACGAUUCGCGAGACGCGCCUCAUCCCCACCGACCAGAUCAACGUGCACGCAUUCACCGCCCAAGAGCAUUUGAUGGCGCCCCAAGUUCGCGCCGUUUUGCCGGACGUUUGCCUGGCGGUGAUGCAGUGCAUGGCUGACGCGUUCCCGGAGGCACGACCGGCCACGCGAAGCGACAUCAAGAGGCAAGCCCAAGCGAUCGUCGUGCUGGCGGCCGGCACCAACUACAAGUUCCCGCAGAACAUCAUCUCCAAGCUGCUCUCGAUCCAGGCCAAACUUCAA
This is a messenger RNA of Mesorhabditis spiculigera, 1974 nucleotides long. The record is from the annotation of a GenBank genome assembly. Lineage: Eukaryota; Metazoa; Nematoda; Chromadorea; Rhabditida; Rhabditidae.